CUAUCAUUCACCAUUUUCUCAGAACUCAAGCAAAUUGCAGAUGUAUGGUCCUGUGGAGUUACUCUAUAUGUCAUGUUAGUGGGUGCAUAUCCAUUUGAGGACCCUGAAGAACCUAGGAAUUUUCGCAAGACAAUAUAGCGCAUAUUAGGGGUGCAAUAUUCUGUUCCUGAUUAUGUUCACAUAUCUGAGGAGUGCCAGCAUCUGAUCUCAAGAAUUUUUGUUGGCAAUCCUGCUGAGUGAGAAGAUGUACCGUAACAAAACGCCUACCGUUCAGAGUUCUACUUCUGGUAAUGUACCAAGUAAUCAAUCACAUGCAGAAUUAUUGAAAAAGAAACGUUCUCAUGCAGCAACUAGUUAUCUACCAUACGUGAAUUCUACAGGGAAUGGAUCCGGUUCUAAUCCGAGUACAAAACGUACUCGUCUGCAAACUUCCAAUCAAGAAUGCCAAAAUUCUGUAGCAGAUGGACUGAAUUCUAGUAGUACUGUUGUCACCACAGAACGAACUACUACUGGGAUUAGAGUUAGUGCACGUCUUCAGCAACAAAGUGUUAAUGAUCAGCCAGUGGUAAACACCAUAGUUGAAGAGCGAGAUGAUAAUGUGAUGUCAGAUAUUAAUCAGGAGCCUCCUUCAGGUACAACCAAAAAGGUGCGAGGGAAGACAAGAGGAGUGAAUGCAGAUAAGGUGUUCUCCCAAUCGAAUUCUAAAAUACCUAUGAUUCUGACUGAAGAAAAUGGCAGACCUACGGGCCCUUAUGCUGAGAUGUUUGCAAAUGAAAUUGGUUACACAAUUCGAAACUACGCCCCACUGAAUGUGAAAAAAUGGAAGAAGAUUGAAAAAGCAGAUGUGGAGAACUUGAUCAAAAGAAUGCAGAAUAAAUUUGAAUUUGAUAUGUCGCUCCCUUGGGUCCAGAGAUAUGUAAUUACAACAUGUCAGACCGUAUAUUGUAAUUUUCGUUAUAAGUUAAAGAAACAUUUUGAGCAGUUUUUAACAAUUGAGGAGGCAAUUCAAAACAAACAUGAAGCUGUCAAGACUCAGGAAGAAUGGGAGUUUCUUUGCACUCAUUUUUCUAGUAAAAAGUUUAAGAGAAGAAUGUUCUUAAUAGGUCAAAGUUGA
Messenger RNA from Asparagus officinalis (garden asparagus), 1114 nucleotides. RefSeq lists its product as uncharacterized. The record is from RefSeq and is a predicted model, not a curated record. NCBI's taxonomy places the organism in Eukaryota, Viridiplantae, Streptophyta, Magnoliopsida, Asparagales, Asparagaceae. The transcript is spliced from 10 exons. Bases 245 to 1114 code for a protein of 289 amino acids.